AUGAUCAAAACAAUUUGCAUACAACAACUACAAUUUAUUUUACUAUUCUUUACUGAAGUUGUACCACAAUUAUCAUCACCACAAACUAGCAAAUUUAAAUGCUUACCUAAUGGUUGCUGUGAUGAACAUCAAUGGUGUCGUUUUUGGGCAUCAAUUGGUGAAUGUACGGCAAAUCCGGACUGGAUGACCGGAAAUUGUCAGUUAGCAUGUAAUACGUGUAAUGCCGGCAUAAAAGAUGGCCAUUUAUCUAGUCCGAUCAGUAGUGUCGAUUGUAGCACGAUUAAUUCAACUGAUAAAAAUUUAGCCGAAAAUAUGAUUAGAAAUCAUCGCAUUAUAUCAGUUGAGGAUACAUCAAGCAGAAAAUUAUUAUCAAUUGAUGAUAUCACUAGAGCUGUUGGUACCGGAUGUGUACCAAAGCUUACUGAAACUGAUUGUGCUCGCUCAUUGUGUUAUCAUUUAAUGUAUCGAAGUUUUGAUGGUGUUUGCAAUAAUUUAGAAAAACCACUUCUUGGUGCAGCUUUUAGACCAUAUCUUAGGCAUUUACCAGCUGAAUAUGAUGAUAAGAUAUCAGAACCCGUUUCUUCAAUACGAAUUACACGUCCAACGGCACGUGAAGUUUCACGUGUUCUGUUAUCCAGUUCACAAAGUGUGCCACAUGAUAAAUAUAAUGCAUUAGUAAUGCAAUUUGGACAAUUCAUGUCACAUGAUAUUGCUAAAACAACCUUGCAGCCAUCAGCCAAAUGCAUAUCCUGUAAACCGGUACCAUCGAUUUGCAUGCCGAUACCAAUUUCCGUAAAAGAUAGCAACCAAGCCUUUAAGCAACGACAAUGCUUAAAAGUUUCACGGUCGUCACCGAUUUGUGGUACCGGUCGGAACGGAAUACCACGUGAACAGCUAAAUGAGAAUACAGCAUUUAUUGACGCUUCGCCGUUGUAUGGAUCAUCUCUGAAAGAUAUGCAUAAGUUCCGCCAAGCAAGGACCGGUUUCUUGCGAAUGAACAAGUUUAACAAUCAGAUGGUAUUACCUUUUGAUCAAUCAAAAUGUAGCUCACCACAAAAAUGUACGGCAACAUUUACAGCAGGUGAUAUUCGUGUUAAUUUAUUCAUUGGCUUAUCAUCUGUUCAUAUUUUAUUUACAAGAGAGCAUAACAGGAUAGCAACAAUUUUGCAAAAAUUGAAUCCAGAUUGGGCCGGUGACCGCUUAUUCCAGGAAACACGAAAAAUUGUUGGUGCUGAAAUACAAGUAAUAACUUAUAAUGAAUUUUUGCCCAAAAUUCUGGGCAAUACUAUGGAUAAACAUAUUGGCCCUUAUAAAGGCUAUAAUUCAAAAAUUGAUCCUACCGUAUCAAAUGUUUUUACCACUUCAGCUUAUCGAUUUGGACAUGGAAUGCUGCAGGAAUUUUAUCAACGAUUAGACUUUACCGGAAAUAAUAUUAGUCAUGGUGGAUUCCUGUUUGGUGAUGGUGUUUUCAAAUCAGGGAAAAUUUUAUUUGAAGGUGGAAUUGAUCCAAUUCUACGUGGUUUUAUGAUGACACCUGUAAAACGUCCUCAUCGUAUGAGUAAAUCAAUCACUGAAAAAAUGUUUGGAAGCACCGAUCUUGGAUCUGUCAAUAUUCAACGUGGACGUGAUCAUGGAUUACCAUCCUUUAAUAAAUGGCGACAUUUUUGUGGAAUGCCAUUAGCGAAUAAUUUUGAUGAUUUAAAAAAUGAAAUUUUAGAUAAAAAUAUACGUCUUGGUUUAUCAAAAACUUAUAAAACAGUUGAUGAUAUUGAUUUGUAUAUUGGUUCAAUGGUUGAAGAUCCAGUUAUUGGUGGUUUAGUUGGUACAACAUUAGCUUGUCUAAUUGGUGAUCAAUUUAAAAGAUUACGUGAUGGUGACAGGUUUUAUUACGAGAACCCCGGCAUUUUUACUUCAGCUCAAUUAGCCGAACUUCGAAAGGUCACAUUAGCUAGUAUUAUUUGCAAUAACGGUGAUCAAUUUGGUAGCGUUUCACAGGAUGCAUUUUUAAUACCACAAGGACGUUUGACGCAAUGCUCAGCAAUUUCACAAAUUGAUUUAACAAAAUGGCGCGAAUAA
Messenger RNA from Brugia malayi, 2076 nucleotides. RefSeq lists its product as uncharacterized. Gene Ontology annotation, biological process: response to oxidative stress. The transcript has 13 exons. NCBI's taxonomy places the organism in Eukaryota, Metazoa, Nematoda, Chromadorea, Rhabditida, Onchocercidae. The record is from RefSeq and is a predicted model, not a curated record. Gene Ontology annotation, molecular function: heme binding; peroxidase activity. Bases 1 to 2076 code for a protein of 691 amino acids.